AUGUCAACUCAACCGCCACUAACGAACUCCCAGCAGCAGUGGGCCGACAUCGACGCCCUUGUCAAGUCGAAAAGGUCCGCCUUCGCGUCAAAAGAGGCUCUCAAAGAGAAAAUUGCCAACAUGCAACUCACAUCCGAGAGACUGACGCAAGCGCUGAAUCUUGCCAACACCUUGGUCGACGAGGCUGUAUCUAAAGAGAUCGACUCUUACUAUCUCAAAAUUGAGAAUCUAAGAACGUUUCUCCGGUCGAAUUCAGAGGCUAUGGCUCGGAUGAGGCAGGAUAGCAUUGAGCUCAGAAAGGGCCACCUCGCCGACAAGAUCACGCUGCGGUGGGAUGUUACUGAGUAUACGGAGAAUCUGGUUGGGAAAGGGCCCCUUGGUUUGGCCAUUAGGCGACAAGGCGUUUGA
Molecule: messenger RNA, 408 nt
Organism: Zasmidium cellare ATCC 36951
Lineage: Eukaryota; Fungi; Ascomycota; Dothideomycetes; Mycosphaerellales; Mycosphaerellaceae
Exons: 1
Coding region: 1-408 (135 amino acids)
Source: RefSeq, a predicted model, not a curated record